AUGCUUUUAAGCAUUCCUCUUAAAAACACUUGCAGAUUACAAUGGACUCCCACUUUACUGGAAUAUAUUUCAAUCAUGUAUGCAGAGGAUGCAAAAAAGUACGAAGAAGAUUGCAAAAUACUAGAUUCUUUACGAAAUCGUUCAUUGUUUCAGCCAUUUGAUGCUCCAUUUGCUUUAGAAGAUUUAUCAAUCUAUUACAAUCAACUAACAUUUCUAGGAUCUCGAUUCCCAGCACAUAUAAAUUUAAAUAUAGGAUGGUUUUCGAUUUUCCAACCUCAAGAUAAACCAGAAAUCAUGACCAAUUUGAAUUAUGAAAAAGCUUGCGUUUUAUUCAGAAUUGCUGGUGUAUAUAGUGAAUUGGGAUGUUUACAAAGUUGGAUUUCAACAGAAGGAACACGCAAAUCAUGUCAUUUAUUUCAGAAUGCUGCUGGAUGUUUAAGUUUUGUAAAAUCAGAUUUAUUGUCUGAUUUUCAAGCAAAAUCACACCAAGAUUUUGAUAUGAUAGACGCAUUUAUUGCGCUCAUGAUGGCUCAAGCACAUGAAUGUGUUUGGAAAAAAGCUAUCAUGGAGCAUAUGAAGCAUGGAACAGUGGCUCGACUUGCGAUGAAAGUUUCUGAUCUAUAUAAUACCUUUCUCUUUAAUAUAUCUAGUAAUAUACCCACUACUUGGAAAGUAUAUGCAGACACCAAAUCUAAAUAUUUCAAAGCAGUCGCUCAUUAUCAAAAAGCAAAUGAAGCGAUUUCAUCUGGUCGUUAUGGUGAAGAGAUAGCUCGACUGCACAUAGCAGAGUCCUUCCUAGCAAAUAUUAAAUCACAAGAUUCUCUUUUAUUACACAAAAGUUUUUUAGAUCAAAUAACAACUUUAGAUCAAGCUAUUCAGCAAGAUUUACUUCGAGCUGAAAAAGAUAAUGAUAUUGUGUACAUGGAAACCGUUCCUGAGUCAAAUCAAUUAGCGCCUAUUUUACGCUCAGAUAUGGUGAAGCCAAUUAUACCUAGUUUUAUAUCAGAUUCUAGUUAUUGGUUAACUUUACCAGAUCGACCCAAUGAUGACUGCUUUAUAAGAAGACCAUUAUUUGAAAAUUUAGUACCUUUUGCAGUACAUCAAGCUGCUAGUAUUUAUUCUGAUAAAAAAGAUUAUAUUGUAAAAGUAGAAAUUGGAAAAAAGAUUCAUGAACUUGAUGCUAUUUAUCAAAAAUUUUUAGAAGACCAUAAUUUACCAUAUGCUUUAGAUAGCAUUGAUACAUUACCUGAAACAUUAAGAAAUUAUGCAGAAGAAGUCCAGCAUGAAGGUGGUAUGCAAUCGCUUCAGGACAUGCUACAAAACGUUCAAAAGAUGUCAUUAAAGGCAAUUGAUUUAAUAAAUGAAGGUUUUAAUGCUCUUGAAAAAGAGAAUGAAUAUAAUGUAACUCUUAGUAAACAGUAUGGAAAAUUAUGGAGCCGUCCAAGUUCGCAAACAUUAUCACAAAACUUACUUACUCUUGGUUCAAAAUAUUAUGAUACUGUUCAAGCAGCUCAAAAAGCAGAUCAUAUUGUCCAAGCCAAAAUUAAUAAUUGGGGGAAAGCAAUAUCAAUGCUAUCCAAACCUGAGUCAGAAAUUAUCCAGCAUCUACCAAAUAUAAAACCAAAUGAAGAAUAUGAUGAUGACUAUACAACUAUGAAGAUAUUAUUAACUCAUUUACGAGAUAAACUACAAUUACUAGAAAAGACUUUUCAAGAGCGCAAAAAUCUACAAAACGAAAUGGUAGAAUAUGCUAAACAAGAUGAUAUUUCACAAGCCUUGCUGACAAAGGCAAACGAGCUUACAAAUGGAUCAUUUCUUGUAAAACUAGAACCAGAACAAUUUUCGACUGAGUUUGAUAAACAUUCACAGGCAUAUCAACCUUUUCAAACAAAAAUUCAAGUUAAUACAGAUCAUCAAGCAGACAUAAUAAAUACAAUGAUUGGAUUAUUAAAUCAAUUUUCAUUUAUCAAAGAAAAUAACAAUGUAUUGAAAAAACGUGAAAAAGCCAUUGUGAAUUUAGAAUCAGCCUUUACUCGUUUCAAAGAAAUAAGAACCAAUUUAGUAGAAGGAAUAAAAUUUUAUUCUCAUUAUAUCGAUAUACUUUCGCAGUUUAGAAAUGAAUGUGUCUCAUUUGAACUGUCAAGAAGAUUAGAAGCAAUUGACAUUGUAGGAAAUACAAAUCAUGCACCUAUGUUAUUAUGA
Molecule: messenger RNA, 2202 nt
Organism: Cokeromyces recurvatus
Lineage: Eukaryota; Fungi; Mucoromycota; Mucoromycetes; Mucorales; Mucoraceae
Product: BRO1-like domain-containing protein
Exons: 8
Coding region: 1-2202 (733 amino acids)
Cellular component (GO): endosome
Molecular function (GO): protein binding
Source: RefSeq, a predicted model, not a curated record